This is a messenger RNA of Thecamonas trahens ATCC 50062, 3779 nucleotides long. RefSeq lists its product as uncharacterized. Gene Ontology annotation, molecular function: zinc ion binding; protein binding. NCBI's taxonomy places the organism in Eukaryota, Apusomonadida, Apusomonadidae. Bases 38 to 3742 code for a protein of 1234 amino acids. The transcript has 2 exons. The record is from RefSeq and is a predicted model, not a curated record.
CACCACUCUGGCCAGCCGCGCUCGACCGUGACUCGUCAUGGCCAAUCAAGUACUUUGCAGUGUGUGCCUAGAGGUACUGCACAAGCCACGGAUGCUUGAAUGCUGGCAUGCUGUCUGCGCCACAUGCAUCCCUACCCUUGUCCUACUUGAACGUACCCGCCGAACAUACUCCCACCUCUGCUUUGACCACAAUGCCGACCACCAUCACCAUGACCUUGCGUGCGAGGUCGAUGCGGUGACGUGCUUGGCUUGCGGGACACCGUCGUCGAUCAAGGGUUGCGGAGUUGAUGCUUUGCCUGGAAAUGAUGAUCUGGAUGAGGAGCUGGCGGCAAAGCUUGGUCAGGUGCGCAGCGGCGAGCCGCUGGCUUGCGACAGGUGCGCUGCUGCAGGGAAUGCACCUGCAGAGGCCCAGUGCCUGGUCUGCGCUCAAAUUGGCCUGCUCUCGUUUUGCGGCGAGUGCUGGACGAGCCACCAUGCGGAUGGCUCCCCGCUCGCCUCCCACACCAGGAUCGAGCUUGUCUCGCUUGCGCAAGCCGAGUCGGCGUCCGACUCGGCCGACGGCGGCUCCGAGGACGAGGCCCAUGUCGAGUCCCCGGCCCCUCCUCCUGCCGAUGGCGACGAGACGCCGCCGCCUGCGAGCCCGCGGCUUAGCAGCGAGUCGGACGAAGGCACCAGGUUUGCGCUGGCGUCGGCAAUUGCCCAGCGAAGCAGAGCGUGCGAGAUCCACGAUCUGCCGCAGACCCUGUACUGCUCUGCGUGCGAGGCGACCGCCUGCCACAAUUGCGCCAUGCACGGCGCCCAUUCCUCACAUCACUGCCUCCCGCUGGGCGAGACCGCUUCGUUGCUCGCCGACAAACUCACCAGCGCCACCCACGAGCUCCAGACCUGGAUUGCCAGCUCGCGCGAGCUGCUGUACAAGCUCGACGCCGCCAAGACGACGCUCGAGGGACGGGCUGAUAGCCAUGCCGCAGCAUGGUGUGCGCUGGAAGACAAACUUGUCGACGCGCUUCGCGUCAGGCUCGCGAGCCUCCGCCAGCACUCGCUUGGCAACGAAACCGCCCACGAAGCUGCACAGCUUGCUGCUGAGCGCGCGUACUUUGACGCUCGCAUUAAGCUUGCCACCGACGCCGCCGCAGCAGCCAACAGGCUUGUCGAGGGCGGCGGCGACCCGGCUAUCCUCGCUGCUGCCGCGCCAAUGGUGGCCGAGCUGGCGGCGGUGGUGACCGGCGACGGCGUGCCAGCUGCGCCGCACGUUUCGCCGGACACUCUCUUUACCCUCCUCCCGGCAACGGUGGCCAGCUUUGAAGAAGCCAUCUCUCUCCUCGGCGGUGACGACUUUUACUGUCCUCUUUCAUCCGCCUCGCCUGCCACGCCGCCACCCAAGGCCCUGCCCAAGCCGCCGUCGAAGAAGACCAUGCCGUUUGGCUACUUUGCCGACAACAACCUCGACACUGUUCCUCUCGAAGUCUUUGACAACACCCACUGGAAGCGACUCAUCCUUGCCAAGAACUUUCUCACCUCGGUUCCAGAAGAGCUUGCAGGUCUCACCGCGCUCGCAGAGCUCGACCUUACCCAUAACUCCAUCACCCAGCUGCCGCACGCCCUCACCGCGCUCACCAACCUGGCCAAGCUCAAGGUUGGCGGCAAUGAGCUUGACGAGUGGCCGACAGACCUUACUCACCUACCGGCGCUCACCGAGCUCGACAUUGGCUUCAACUCGCUUACGACCGCCCCGCCGCAGCUCGCCUCUUACACUGCGCUUGUCAAGCUCAUUCUCCGGCGCAAUAGCCUUCACCUCCUCCCCGACGGGAUCCACACUAGCUGGGGCUCGCUUGUUGUGCUCGACCUCUCCAAGAACAAGCUAGAGACGCUCGGACAUGCGCUCGACGCACUGCCCAAGCUGACCGAGCUCAACCUGGCCGGUAACAAGCUGGUCAACCUCUCGUCGCACCCGUUGGAGCUGCCGAAUCUCUCACGGCUCGACGUCUCGCACAACACGCUCGACGCGCUGCCGGCAUGGCUCUGGACGCUGCCGGCGCUGCAGUGGCUCGACGCGAGCCACAACUCGAUUGCACAAUGGCCCGAGCCCAAGCUCGGUGUUGCCGCGGCGUCGGCGACGGCGACGCUGUCGUACCUCAACUGCCGUCACAACGCGCUCACCAGCUUGCCGUCACUGGUGCCGCUCGCCACCCACCUCGACUCGAUCAUCGUCUCGCACAACGCACUCACCAUGCUCCCGGAGACGCUCGGUCAGCUGACCUGCCUUGAGACACUCGACGUCGGGUCGAACGACCUCGUCGCGCUCCCGUCCUCGGUCGGCGGGCUCUGCUACCUCGCUGAGCUCAACGUGUUUGGCAAUCGCAUAGCGCGCCUGCCGGAUGAAAUCAGCAUGCUGGCCUCGGGCCUCGUCGUCCUCAGCGUCGGCAACAACCAGUUGACCGAGCUGCCAGACCUCUCCCAGUUCUCUGAGCUUGAGGAGCUUGUAGCAACAGGGAACGCCAUCUCGGCGUUCCCUUUGUUCCUCCUCGAGCUCCCACGGAUCUCGGCCGUGUACCUGGGGCGCAACGCCAUGACCAGCGACGGCAUCUCGCUCGAAGACAUGGAGGCUGCGCUGAGCGGGAGGGUGACGCGGGCAGACAUUUCGUACAACCAACUGAGCGAGGUGCCACCGGCGCUCGCGUCUGCGCUCUGGUGCUGUACCGAGGGUAAUCCCGGGAGCGUGUCAGAGGCCUUUGCUGAUUGGACCGCGGUGGGCAGCGAGUACGACUCGCCGUACGACGCACUGAUGGCCGGCAAGGCGUACGUGACUGGCUCCGAGCGUGCUCGGUUCGAGCUCGGCGUGGCAGAGAUGAUCGGCAAGCGGCCGACAAUGGAGGACGCCUUGACGUGGCAUUGGGCGCUCCCGCAUCCGCGAGUCGACGCGCUCCAAGUCGACUACUUUGGACUCUUUGACGGUCACGCCGGGACGGCGGCGUCAGCAUUUUGCGCCGAGCGACUCCACACCAAUCUUGAGCUGCCGGAGCUCUCCAGCGACGACAGCGAGGCAAGUCAUGCUGCGCUCUGCAGCGCGCUGGUGGCGGCCAUCGAAAAGACCGAGGAGGAGCUGUGUGCGUUUCUUACCUCGGACGCAACGCCCAAGUCAGACUCGCGCGGUGGGACAACGGGCCUGUUUGCGUUUUUUGUCGGCGGCCAGCUCACGGUAGCCAACGUCGGCGACUCGCGGGCAGUCCUUGUCCCCGCAACCUCGUUUGAUGAGAUGGCGGCCGGGGCGGCCGAGAGCAGCAAGCCGCUUUCGCGGUCGAUUGCGUCGAUGCGGCGGUCGGACUCAUCGUCUGCCCUCAAUCGGGUGCGGCGGCGGGUGCGCCGGCUGUCGAUGGACCACAAGCCCACGACGGCUGAGGAGGAGGAGCGGAUUCGCCGGGCGCGGGCGUAUGUGGCCUUCAACGGGCGGGUGAACGGUAACCUUGCGGUAUCGCGGGCAUUUGGCGACUUUCACCUCAAGCCGUAUGUCAUUGCAGCACCGUACUGUGCAGCGCCGGUGGCCUUUAGCUCGGGCGAUGUGCUCAUCAUGGCGUGCGACGGCGUGUGGGACGAGAUCGACGACGCGACGGCGGCGCAUGUUGUGACGCAAGUCUUCCGCGAGACUGGCUCGCUCUCACGGGCAGCCGCAGUCCUCCGCGACAUGGCGUACAACUCGGGCUCGACGGACAACAUCUCUGUCAUUGUCAUUCGAUGCCCGUGAUGCCAAGAGGGAGAGACGAAGAAACACAGUGUGUGUG